Paramecium sonneborni is the source of this 776-nucleotide messenger RNA. The record is from the annotation of a GenBank genome assembly. NCBI's taxonomy places the organism in Eukaryota, Ciliophora, Oligohymenophorea, Peniculida, Parameciidae.
UGCAUGAAUACUCUUAUCAAAUCAAUAGUAGGGAAAUUCUCGACAGUUGCAUUACAUGCUUCUUUUCCUUUUGUAGGAUACAAAUACGAUGACAUUGAUGCAUCCAGAAGCUAUAGAUUAAGAUCUUUACUCUCUGAAAUAUGGGAUAAUAGAAUAGACGAAGGAUUUCAUAUGGCUUACGAGUAUUUGUUAUUUAAAUAUGUUAGACAAUUUAUUUAAGCACUUAGUGAGAAAGACUUUCAAUUUAUUUCUACAAUAGCUAAUGGAAAUCUAGAAAGAUCUCUAGAGAAAUAUAAUUUUCAAUUGUUGAAUCUCAAGAAUGGAACUAAAGAUAUAAUCUAUUCUGAUUUAACGUAUAAUUAUAUAAUAUUAGAAGAUUAUCAAUAGGUGACAGAUCAUAAUAAUGCGUAAAGAUCUCUCUUUUUGAUUGUAUUAAUUUAGAUGUAUAUGGUAAUGAAAAUGAACGAUCUGAAAUUGAAAAGUAUAUUUAUAUCCUAAUUAGUAUUACAUUCCGAGUUGAAUGCUACAUAUUAUCAUAGUUAAUGUUGUAUCCAACUCCAGAUGCUCAUUUAGAAUCAAUUUAUCAUAGAGUAUUUAUUAAAUUUAGUUUAUAGGUUAUGUUCGAACUGAAAUUGACAUAAGCAGCAAAAUCAAAUCCAGAUUUAAUUAAAGUGAUGCUCUUGAAUUCAAAAAAAAGAAUCAAAUAUCUUAGAAACCAUUUUAUAGGAAAACAAUACGAAUGGCGCAUUAUGGAGAUUGAUAAUUUAAACUUGUGA